CUCCCUAUCUUCUAGACAUUUUCUCCAACCUACAGUUGGCCAGCACUGUGGGGCCUGGGAAGGGCACAGAGAACAAGACACCAACGGGCAAUAGCAGACAGCAAGCAUGGUGUCAAUGGGACUCCAGCUGGUAGGCUACGUUUUGGGGCUGUUGGGCUCGCUGGGUGCCCUUAUAGCCACGCUGCUGCCCGGCUGGAGGACCAGCUCCUACAUCGGCUCCAGCAUCAUCACGGCUGUUGGAUUCUCCAAAGGACUCUGGAUGGAGUGUGCAACCUACAGCACAGGCAUCACACAGUGUGACACCUACAGCUCUCUGCUUGACCUGCCCGCUGACCUCCAGGUAGCCCAAGCCUUGAUGACCACAUCUGUUGCUGUAUCUUUGCUGGCCUCCAUUGUCUCUGCUGCAGGGAUGAAAUGCACUGUGUUCUCCCAGGGCUCACCAGCAAAGGACAAAGUGGCUGUUAUGGGAGGAGUAGCUUUUGUCCUGGGGGGGCUGCUCAGUUUCAUCCCCAUUGUGUGGAACAUCCAUGUGAUCCUCCGUGACUUCUACAAUCCUGUGGUGCCCGACAGCAUGAAGUACGAGAUUGGGGAGGCCUUGUACCUGGGCAUCCUGUCCUCCAUAGUCUCCUUCGCUGGGGGAGCCAUCCUCUGCGCCUCUUGCCCACCCCAGGACUCGCAAGCAACCUGUUACAGCCCUUACCAUUCUCAGACCGUGGCAGACAGGAGCUCCCCGCCACCUAUUGCGUCUCCAAAGACCAGCGCAUAUAACCAGACUGGCUAUGUGUAGCAGCGCCUAGGCACUCAUGAGCACCUAUGCAGUGCCCUCUGGCUCACCUGGACACACUGAACAGGUAAGCAGAGAGACAGAUGGGCUUAUUCUUUCCACAACCCUUCUUCUAUCCUCAGCACUCCAGUCCUGUCCCUCCCUGAUCCAGCUUGGUACUACCAGAGUGUUGUCAACUGUCUGAUGGCUGCAGCUUCUUCAAGGCUCUUGGGGCUGUAUUUGCUGUGAAGACCUUCUCCCACUAAAUGCCUGAUGUCUGCAUUUGGAGCAGUCACAGGUGCCCACCAGGUCUCAGAUCCUGCUGUUCUCUCCUCCCCCACUCCAUAGGAUUCUUGAAUGUUCUGGAACAAUAGCCCCAGAAGAGGAAACUGGACUUAAGGAUAUCGGGCUGGGGGAGAGAAAGGACAUGGCUCUGUGCUGUGAUAAAAUAGGCACCAUUUCUGGGAGAAACCUGCAAGUCCUUGAUAAGGGAGUGAAAAAAACUGAGCUGCUGGAGCCUAGGACAAGAGGGCUGAUGGCAGAAUAGAACCAAGAAUGCCUGGGCAUAUCCUAGGGCAAUUUAAGUUGGAUGCCUCCUCUGAGAGAAGUCAAGAUCUUCCUGCCCUGCCUUCUCCUGCCAAAGGUACAUUUCCAGCAGGAUGGCAAGGUGCCCACUGCAAGAGUCCUUGUUUUGGUCUCAUGGUGUCUGUUUCAGCCUCUGGCUUUGAAGAGGCCAAUAUGUGCCUGCUCUCUGUGGGUGGGUACAUACUGGCCUUGGCAGAUUAAAGGACUCCACAGCAAACAUCUGCUACGCCUGCUCUGGGAUCAAAGUGUUGCUCCAUCUGCCCACUCAUCCCAAGUACUCAUAGCUCUGCUCUUUGGUCUUCAUAGGGGCUGAGUAGUUUCACUGACUCCUAAGGGCGAAGGAAGGAGAUAGAACAUAGGGGCUUAACUGUGUCUGGGCCACUGAGAAAGAAAAACCUCUAGCAGAGGCCAAUUCCUUCUAAAGUGGGUGCCAAGGAAACAAGAUGAUUGGGAUGACCCUGAAGUGCUUCUGGCCCUUCCCAAGGAAUUGUUUUGGGGCCAGCAAAACGUGCCCAGGGGUGACCAGCUGUCCCACUGCAGUUCUCACUCAGUCAACAAUUUGUUGGCACCAGAGUUUGUUUCCCUGAUGGUCUAUUAGCAAUGCUCCAGAAUAUGGAUUUCCAAAGUGGAUGUGAAGUUGUUUGGUGUGAUCUUUCAGUGUGAAAUUAUCCUCCUAAACAUACAUCUAUUCUCAGAAGAAGAACUAAUGCUUUGGGGACGAAAACUGGUGGGGCUGGAUGGGCUGAUGGGAGGGAAGGCAGUAUGUGAAGGUGAGCUGGCAAGUGGGCGCAAGGGAAGAUUAAUAGACAUCUAGAGGGAGGCAUGGCGAAACCUAAAAAGCCCUACUGAAAUAUUCGGGAAUCCCUGUUCUGGUAAAUGUUUUGCUUAAAAGAAAAGGGGAGAUGUAGCAAAGCUGUGAGGAUUCCCAGAAACUAGCAGGUAAUAAGGAAAUGAAGCUUCCUGAGGGUGUGGCUGAGGGUAUGGAAGCGGUCAUACGAACACAAGUGAGAAAAGAACUAACAGCUCCACUCA
Messenger RNA from Python bivittatus (Burmese python), 2380 nucleotides. It is a transcript of the gene CLDN2, whose product is annotated as claudin 2. Gene Ontology annotation, molecular function: structural molecule activity. The record is from RefSeq and is a predicted model, not a curated record. Lineage: Eukaryota; Metazoa; Chordata; Lepidosauria; Squamata; Pythonidae. Gene Ontology annotation, cellular component: bicellular tight junction; membrane.